Penicillium robsamsonii is the source of this 309-nucleotide messenger RNA. RefSeq lists its product as uncharacterized. Bases 1 to 309 code for a protein of 102 amino acids. The transcript is spliced from 4 exons. Lineage: Eukaryota; Fungi; Ascomycota; Eurotiomycetes; Eurotiales; Aspergillaceae. The record is from RefSeq and is a predicted model, not a curated record.
AUGUCUUAUCCUCCCCAGCAACCCCACGGAUAUCCCCAGCCGGCAUACGGCGGUGAUGGCUACCAGCAGGGCUACCCUCCUCAAGGCGGAUACCCCCCGCAAGGAUACCCACCACAGGGCUAUCCUCCCCAGGGCUAUCCUCCGCAGCAGCAGAACAUGGGCUAUGCUCCGCAACAGCAACAGCCUCCACAACAAGAGCAGAAGAGUGAGAAGGGAUGCCUCAUGAGCUGUCUGGCCGUGAUGUGCUGUUGCUUCUUGUGCGAGGAGAGUUGCGAAUGUUGCCUGGAAUGCUGCGACGUGUGCUGCUAA